Arabidopsis arenosa is the source of this 2961-nucleotide messenger RNA. The record is from the annotation of a GenBank genome assembly. NCBI's taxonomy places the organism in Eukaryota, Viridiplantae, Streptophyta, Magnoliopsida, Brassicales, Brassicaceae.
GAGAGCUUUCUGCGACGGCUUUAAUGGUGGCGCUUUGAGUUGUCUGUUCUUCCAAUUUUGAGGAGAUUUGGUUUUGGGUGGUGAAUUGUUUGUUGCUGUUUUCGUUUUCUAUUGUUUGUAUCGAAAGAGGGUGAAAUUGAAACCCUAGUGUUUCGAAUUUGUCGAAUUUAGUUGGGUUUCGUUUCGAGGCUGGAUCUGAGAUUAUGCUGUUGAGGCAAUGGAGGCUUCUUUAACGGCUUUGGAGCGGCCACGAGGUGCAGCUUCAAAUACGGUUUUCAAGAGUGGUCCACUUUUCAUAUCAUCUAAAGGAUUGGGUUGGACGUCUUGGAAGAAACGCUGGUUCAUCCUCACACGUACUUCUUUGGUCUUCUUCAAAAAUGACCCUGGUACACUACCACAAAAAGGUGGUGAAGUUAACUUAACUCUGGGUGGCAUCGACUUGAAUAACUCUGGAAGUGUUGUGGUGAGAGAGGAUAAAAAAUUGUUGACGGUAUUAUUUCCAGAUGGGCGUGAUGGGAGAGCUUUCACUCUUAAGGCUGAGACAUUUGAAGAUUUGUACGAGUGGAAAACUGCUCUUGAGCAGGCUCUUGCACAAGCCCCUAAUGCAGCACUUAUCAUGGGUCAAAAUGGAAUAUUCCGUGCUGAAACUAACGAGGCUAUCGAAGGGCGGGAUAAGCGUCCAUUAAAAUCCUUGGUUGUUGGAAGACCAAUUUUACUUGCUCUCGAAGAUAUUGAUGGAAGCCCAUCAUUCCUUGAGAAAGCUCUUCAGUUUAUUGAGAAGUAUGGAACUAAAAUUGAAGGAAUAUUAAGACAGUCUGCUGAUGUGGAGGAGGUGGAACGUAGAGUUCAAGAAUAUGAACAGGGCAAAACGGAGUUCACUUUUGAUGAAGAUCCGCAUGUUGUUGGAGACUGCAUUAAGCAUGUAUUGAGGGAGUUGCCUUCUUCUCCGGUUUCAGCGUCUUGUUGUACUGCCCUGCUGGAAGCUUACAGAAUUGAGUCUAAGGAGGCUCGCAUUAGUUCAUUGCGCUCUGCUAUAGCGGAAACAUUUCCGGAACCUAAUAGACGUCUACUACAACGGAUUCUGAAAAUGAUGCAUACUAUCUCGUCUCAUUCCCACGAAAAUCGAAUGAACCCAAAUGCUGUAGCUGCUUGCAUGGCUCCUUUGCUCCUACGUCCUCUACUGGCUGGUGAAUGUGAUUUAGAGGACGAUUUUGAUAGCGGUGAAGACAAUUCUGCUCAGCUUCUUGCUGCUGCUAAUGCUGCCAAUAAUGCCCAAGCCAUCAUUACAGUUCUCUUGGAGGAUUAUGGAAGUAUUUUCGAUGAAGAAAAUAUUCAAAGAUGUUCUAUUUCGACUGAAUCACAUAUUGGAAAUAGUGGGCCUGAUGAUUCAAGUGAUGAUGACAACAACGUGAAAAAUGAAUAUCACAAUGCAGAUAAUGAAGUUGAACCAGUGACAGAUGACGAUAAUGAGCGUGCAUUGAGUGGAAAAAUGAGUGAGAGCAGUGGUUGCACAGGCAGCGAUCUCUAUGAAUACAAGGGAUUUGUUGCUGAUGACUCUGAUAUUGAAUCACCAAGAGACAUAAAUGGUCCAAGAUGUAAUUCAAACAUACGACCAGAUCAUCUUAUGAGAAAUCCUUUUGUCAAUUCCACGGAUCAACAAGCUGGAGAGCAGAUAGGCGAUGAUCCAACAAAAUACGGAGAAAACUCGUGUCUCGCACAUGUUAGCGAGUCUUAUCAAUCAUCAGGGGCGGUUCUAAAUGUACCCACUCAGGGGAAUACUUUGGCUGCUCCUGGUCUUGAAUCACCAAGCGCGAAAUCCGUGAAUAAGGGCACACCCUCCUCUGUUCAUGCAAAGCGCGCAACAUUCUGGGGUCGAGGCAGUGCCAGAAAGAUAUCAACAGAUGGGUCGUUUGAUUCUUCAGGAGAAGACGAGCUUGCUAUACAGAGGCUCGAGACCACAAAAAAUGAACUGCGACAACGAAUUGCAAAGGAGGCCAGAGGUAAUGCAAUAUUACAGGCUAGCUUGGAGAGAAGGAAGCAAGCACUGCAUGAACGUCGUUUGUCGCUUGAACAAGAUGUGUCAAGAUUACAAGAGCAGCUGCAAGCUGAAAGAGAUCUCCGAGCAGCACUGGAGGUUGGUUUGAGCAUGUCUUCUGGACAAUUUAGUUCACAUGGUGUGGAUUCAAAAACAAGGGCUGAGCUUGAGGAAAUUGCUCUUGCUGAGGCUGAUGUGGCCAGGCUGAAGCAGAAAGUUGCAGAACUUCACCAUCAGCUUAACCAGCAACGUCAGACUCAUUUUGGUUCCUUCUCAGAUGCACGUGAUACUCAUCAGUAUCUCCAGAAUCACAAUCCUCAAAAAAGGUUUCUUCAGCAAGAUUUUGAUUCCACUCUUGCCUAUGUAAAUCAUGAAAGGAAACAAAGACACGAGGAGAAUUUACUGGGAGCGGAGUGGAGAAAUAGUAAAGGGGCAGGAUCUUUUGGUGUUGGCAAUAGCAGGCAACCAUCUCGUAAGCAAAUACCAGAAUCAACAAACAUAACUGACUCUAAAAUCAGUGAAGAGUCUGGAAAGGUGUCUGUGGACAAGUUCUCAGCCAUAGAUUCUCUAUCUGUUCCGUCGACUUCAAGAGCAUUAGAUAUAACAGAGUACCCAAGGCUUAAUCAUCCGUCAGCUGCUGCAUCAGCAGCUCUGGUAGAGUUAACAACACGUCUUGAUUUCUUCAAGGAAAGACGUUCGCAGCUCAUGGAGCAGCUCCAAAACCUCGACCUUAACUACGGCGGCUCGUCUUCCCAAGAUUUUAUACACCGGCCAUCUUCUCCACCUUGGAACUAACAACAUGAGAAAAAAAAGAGAGAAGAAAAGGCUAUGUUUGUUCUGUAUAUCCUUUUGGUGAUUGAUUAAUGAUGUUAGCAUUUGCUCUACUCAUUUUCUCCCCCAGAAGACAAUAAUGACCUUAUUCUUUU